AUUGACGAGGAACAACGACUACGUAUCUUAAAUUACGAAUAUCGAUGUGUGUCGCGUCGAUUCCAAGGGACACCGAAAAUUAGAGUAGUCGUUUUAGCGCGAAGAGGCCAUUCGUUCAUACCGCUGUUACGAAAAAGUCAAGCGUAAAUAAGACACUUAAUUAUUUCUAUUAUAAAUAAUCAAAGAUCUGCAACGUGCUAUUUGACAGACUCGCUCUGCGUAAUUUAAAUACGAAUAUUCCUUUUAAGCAAAUAUUUGAAUUAAAUAUAAAAACAUAACCUAAGUUUCAACGAUGGUGAGCCAAGAGAGUCAAAUUGAUUGCAACAUAAAUAUAUAUUUUGUUAUACCGAACAAAUAUAAGUCUGAAACCGAAUGUUCUAUAAAUAUGUGGAAUGCUUUUGACCAAUGCUGCGAUUUCGAUAUUAAGCCGGUAUGGAUCACCGAAGAGGAUUGUAACAAAUUGAAGCCGGAGAAGACCGAUAUAUUCGUAUUGGAAGAGUUCAAAGGCAGUUUCUUCGAAUGGUUACAAAAUUUCAAGUGUUCCAGGAUAGUAGGACCAAGAUGUUUAUUAACUUGUUUUUUAAACGGAGAACCUAUUCCAGAAGGCACGAGCCCAAUUUAUACGACAGCUAUGAGAGGACUUUGUAUAUCGGUGUCCGGUUUGACGCCAGAAAUGAAAAAUCACGUGCAACAACUGGUAGAAUACAUGGGAGGUUUUUUUACGAAACAAUUACGUAAUUGUGUAACGCACUUAGUAACCAACUCUGUCAUGUCUGCAAAAUAUGAAAGAGCUGUAGAAUUGAAGAUACCGGUUGUUACAAAAGAUUGGAUCGCAGCCAUAUGGGAAGAAAAUUUAAAUAAUUUUAUUAAAGCGAAUGAUCCAAUAUUCGAUAAAUAUAAGUGUCCUGUUUUUAUGAAUUUAAUUGUUACGUCGACAAAUUUAUCCAAACGUCAAAAGGAAGAAAUCAAGAAUUUGAUAAAUAAUAAUGGAGGGACGUUCAUGGGUCCUUUAGAUGGUUUAAAAGUUAAAAUUGUUGUCGCACCAGAAAAUAGUUCACUAACCGACAAGUUAAAAUUUGCAAUGCAGAAUAACAUAGCAUGUUUAAAGCCAGAAUGGGUAUAUGAAAGCUUGAAACUCGGAUAUGCAUUGCCGUUCAAUAAUUAUCUUAUAAAAUCUACGAAAGCAUGUUCAACGCCAGAAAAGUUGAAAGCGCACGAGAUGGAAAGUUUGAACUUUUCGGCGAUAAGUACCAUUAAUAGUGAAUUACCACAAAAUAAUUAUGUAGACGAAAGUGUAGCAUCGACAACUACCAAUGUUUCUUGCAUGGACGUUGCACCGACUAAAACAGGCGCGCAGCUUACGGUUUUAGAUCGAUUGACCCUUAACGAAGCAAAGAUGGCUGGACCAUUUUUAGAUGGUUGCAAUAUUUAUCUUGCUGGCUUUACAACGAGUCAAAGGGAUAAACUCAACAGAAUUUUAAACGUAGGUAGUGCAACGCGUUUGAACGAUAUAUCGGACGCUCUGACGCAUGUUAUCAUCGGAGAUGAAAAUAAAGCAUCUAACGAACUGAAAUUAAUGAAGUCGGCAGGAUUGUGCCCGUAUAUGUUAAACAUUAAUUGGAUAGAGGAAAGUAUGAAAUUGAAGAGGCCUGCACCGGAGGAAAAAUUUGUGUACGAGUCGAAAGGUAAUACAACGAAAACGAGUAACGAGCCUCCUCCUUCUCCUCUAAGUAAAAAGAAUUUACAAAUGCUGCAACCACCGAGACGACCAUCGAUUCCACGUUUCGAUAUCGAUAAAGCAUCGAAGGAAAGAAAUGACGAGGACAUUUUAAAUCAGUAUCUGCAAAAUAUCGUUGUCGAGGAUAAAUCGGUUAAAGAAUUCCUAAAGCCUUAUACUCCUGACAUCAAUGAGAAGGAACGAGAAACAUCCAAGGAGAAUGCUCCUAAAUUAAGUAUCAAAAAUAAUCAACGAGCAUCAACGUUAGAAACGAUUGAAAAUAGAGAGUCGGGAAACAAUAGCUCGGUACCAUUCAGUCAAGAAGAUCCAGAAUCUACCAUGAAGAUAUUUACCGGUUUCACAUUUGUUAUAACCGGCUUCAGUGACGACGAGGUACAGGAUAGUAUUAGUGCUUUAGGCGGUGAAGUCGUUUCAAAUAUUUAUUCAGGGAUCCCGGAUUUUGCCGUUGUGCCUACGUGUGGAGCAUCAUUGAGACACGCGGUUAAUGAAAUUGUUACCGAUUUAUUUGUUGAAGAUUGUAGGAAUCAGGAACAAAUAGUCGACGUGGAAUACUAUCAUAAACCAUUUUCUAUAAGUAAAGAUAUAAAUCCUCUAACGGGUUGUAUCGUUACUUUAAGCAUGUAUACAGGAGUAGAAAGAAUGUAUCUUUCUAGACUGGCAGAAGAACUUGGAGCUAUAUGCCAAGACAUACUUGCACGUAAAACAAACGAGGAAAAAAAUACUUACGCUAGUACUCACUUAGUCUGUCCUACGCCGGAGGGACAUAAAUACAAAGCAGCAGUUAAGUGGAAAUUGCCAGCUGUUACCGCUGAAUGGUUGAAGGAUUGCGGAACAAGAGUAAAACGCUUAGACGAAACGCCUUAUCUCGUCGGCGAAACAAAAGCCCCAGAGAGACCUGCGGAAGCAGCGAAUGUGAGUAGUACGAGAGAAAAUUCAUUUGCGAAAAAAGAAAGUCGAGAAAAACCUGUCGUGCCCAUUCCCAGACAGAUAAUUACUCCCAAACGACAAUUAGCCCAAAUCAAGAAUCAAGAAACGAAUUACGAUGGAACACCGUUGAUAAAUAAACGACUUAAUUUAGUUAUGAACAGUACACCGCCUUCCCCCUUUCACGUAUCCACGCCAGAAACACCGUACGGUCAAGUUAUUAAGCCAAAUCCUUCUCCAGACACGAGAAAGGCAUGGAUCAAAUGGGUGAACGAUUUUCCAGAUUUGCGCGUAGAAGAACCCCCUCUAAAAAGAAGAGCCCCUAGCACGCCAUUGUCCGACUUGAAAAAACAAUUAUGGGAACAAUUAAAAGUGCAAGGACAAAGAACUGAGGAGGAUGCGAAUACGUCGAUGAUAUCAACGUGUAACAAUGUCGAUAACGAUUUACCGGAAGAAGAUAAAUCCGUAGAACGGAACGAAGAUACGUCUCCCAAAAACACCUCCAUCAAUAGAAAAUUAAAUUUCUCUCAACAGAGUAAUAGUCCGAUUCAAAAUGUACAAAUAAAUCUGCAAAUAGCUCAGAUGGAACAAGCACUUAAACGAACGUCAGGUACCGAGGUCAGGCCACUACCGGACGAAAAUGGAAAACCGUAUGAAAAUACAGAAUCUAUGGAUAAUAUACACAAAUAUAUUGCUAAAGAUUCACAGCCGGACACUGUGGGAUGGGAAGAUCCUGAUCAUCGUACGGUGAUUAGACCCUCCACGAUAUAUGAGCAAACAAACGAGGAUGAAGAAACUUGUCGAGAUGAAACCGAUCGAAGUAAUCAUUACUCGAACAAGGAUAUUACAUUGGAAGACGGAGACGAUCGGAGCCAACCUUUGGUCAAACGGAAAUUCAUGCUCUCUGGAAUACGGGACAGAACGACGUACGAGCAAGUAAUACGAAAUCUUGGUGGGGAUGUGGUCAACGAUGCCAGUUUUGAUCCAAGCGCAACGCACUUGAUGUGCUUAAGACCAUCGAGAAAUGAAAAAAUGCUCGGCAGUAUCGCCACCGGAAAAUGGGUCUUGCAUUGCAUGUAUUUACGAGAUUCCGAAGCUAAUGGGAAUUUUCUUGACGAAGAGAAAUAUGAAUGGGGCAAUCCAAAAAGUAAAGGAAUUAUACCGGAUACUACAGGAGAGGUCGAGAAUGCGAUAGCAGCAGCAGCUCACAGAUGGAGGAUAAAAUUAUUGAAGGAACCGUAUGGUCCUUUCCAUGACAUGGUAGCCUUGUUAUUAGCUUCGGAAGAAAAGUACGAUCAAUUUAAAAGGCUCAUCGAGGCGGGAGGUGGUACGGUGGUACAAGCACGACCUCCUUACGACGUAAACUCGUCGGGGAAAAAAAUAACGCACUGCUUCGUGAAUAUAAAGCAGGUCCAACAACCUAUCGAUUGGGCUAGAUUAGCGAGUAAAGGCAUUCUGUGCUUUUUGCCACAAUACUUGAGCGAUCUUCUUACGGCGGAACCACCUUUCAAUCCUAGAGAUCGCGUGAUACCCGAAUUCAAGAAAUAUCUUUCUCUUUUGCCGAAAUAACAAAAUUAAUGCGCAUAAGUGAAUACGAAUACAAGGAAGUAACGAUUAAUAUACUUGAUCGCAAGCUUCUUUUAUAUAAUAUACAUGUAUAUUUAUUUAUAAAGUUAAAAAAUUGUAUAUAUAGUA
Messenger RNA from Vespula pensylvanica (western yellowjacket), 4357 nucleotides. It is a transcript of the gene mus101, whose product is annotated as DNA topoisomerase 2-binding protein 1. Lineage: Eukaryota; Metazoa; Arthropoda; Insecta; Hymenoptera; Vespidae. The record is from RefSeq and is a predicted model, not a curated record. Gene Ontology annotation, biological process: mitotic DNA replication checkpoint signaling; mitotic G2 DNA damage checkpoint signaling; DNA replication initiation. The transcript has 26 exons. Bases 293 to 4231 code for a protein of 1312 amino acids.